AUGGACGCUGCUCCGACUUUGAGCACGACCUCGCACUCCGCUGAUCACAACUUCGCCGCUGACUCCACCACCGCCGACCACGCCCCCUACCAUGAGGCGCUAGGGCCUCCGCCGUCCAACUUGUCCGCGUCGGCAGCCACGAGUCCGCAUCCCGUUCCACAGUCACAGGCGCAGUCAGCGGUGCAGGACACGGACACGCCCCGCCCUAACGAAGCGCUCAAGUCAAUCGCGUCCGCGACGGCAUCCAUGAGCCUGUCCACUCCCGCCAUCCACGCCGACCCCGCCGGCCCCUCCCAGCGCGCCAUGGACUACGGCAAUGGCAGCGACAUGGACGUCGAUAUGGACGCCGAUCCCUUUAACAAGCAAAAGUAUGCUCGGCCGCCGUCCAGUUCCCGCCCGACGUCUCAAUACCUGCCAGCCAGCGCCGCCGCGGGUGGAGAUGCAAGCGCCCGUACUGCGCGUUACUCGCCCAUGAAUACCUCGCCGACAUCGUACGUGUCCAGUCCGCCGCAACAGCAGCAGCAACAGCAGGCACCGCCCUCGCAGUACGCGUCGUAUACACCCCAACAGCAGUCGGCAAGGCAGUCGCCCAGCCGUCAGAGCCAAAGCCAGAGCCAGUUCACCUCGCCCACACAGCAACGCUACUAUGCUUCUCCGCCCGGCUCAGCGCGUGCACACACCUCACAGCUACCUCCCCUACAGUCAGGCUUGUCGCCAGGCUCAUACUAUCCGCAAUCAGCGACGCAGCAGCUCAACGCCGUGUUUGGACACGAUUCGGAGCCGCAGAAGCAGCAACAACCAGCGCAACAAAACCACCACCAUCAGAUGUCCGGAACGCCUGACUCGGUACCGCAAUUCACCAAGGUCAAUGGCAUCAAUGAUCUCAACUCGCAUAUAAACUCGCAGCCUCCAUUCCGAAGAGCAAACCCCGAGGGAGGCUUCAUCAGCCCRCUGCAAGCUCUCACUACACAUUUGCCGGCGACGUACCGCAUUUGCAAUCCUGGAUUCCAAUACGAGUCCUCCCGAAAUCCUCGGCGUGUGCUGACCAAACCCAGCAAGGGCGUGAAGAACGAUGGCUACGACAACGAAGACAGCGACUACAUCCUCUAUGUUAACGACAUUCUCGGGUCGGAAGAAACUAACCACAAGAACCGAUACCUGAUCUUGGAUGUGUUGGGGCAGGGAACGUUUGGACAGGUGGUAAAGUGUCAGAACCUGAAGACGCAAGAGGUGGUGGCAGUGAAGGUGAUCAAGAACAAGACGGCAUACUUUAAUCAAAGUAUGAUGGAGGUCUCCGUGUUGGAUUUGCUGAACGGGAGAAUGGACAAGAACGACGAUCACCACAUCCUUCGGCUGAAGGACACUUUCAUCCACAGGCAACAUCUGUGUCUGGUGUUUGAGCUGCUCUCUGUGAAUCUGUACGAGCUGAUCAAACAGAACCAAUUCCGAGGUUUGAGCACGACGCUGGUCCGUGUGUUCGCGCAACAGUUGCUCAACGGUCUUUGUCUGCUCAGCAAAGCAAAGCUGAUUCAUUGCGAUUUGAAGCCGGAGAAUAUCCUACUUAAGAAUCUGGAGAGUCCGAUCAUCAAGGUGAUCGAUUUCGGUUCGGCUUGUGACGAGCGACAGACGGUCUACACCUAUAUUCAAUCUCGAUUCUAUCGAUCACCCGAAGUACUCAUGGGCCUCCCAUACUCUGCCGCAAUCGAUAUGUGGUCGCUAGGCUGCAUUGUUGUUGAGCUUUUCCUCGGUUUGCCAUUGUUCCCGGGUUCUUCGGAAUACAACCAGGUUUCAAGAAUCACCGAGAUGCUCGGGCUGCCUCCAACUUGGAUGCUGGAGGUUGGCAAGCAAUCGGGAGAGUUCUUUGAAAAGGCUCAUGACGAUUUCGGUAGGAGGACAUACAGACUGAAGCCUAUGGAACAGUAUUCGCGUGAGCAUGGCACGAAAGAGCAGCCAAGCAAGAAGUACUUUCAGCAAACGAGACUUCCUGAUAUAAUCCGAGCGUACCCCAUGCCGAGGAAGGGCAUGAAGCCGGCUGAGAUGGAGCGAGAGAUGGCGAACCGUGAGGCAUUCAUUGACUUCGUCCACGGUCUUCUCAACAUUAAUCCUCUCGAGCGUUGGUCACCGCAGCAAGCCCGUACUCAUCCAUUCAUCACGCAACAAAAGUUUACAGGGCCUUUCCAGCCGCAGAUGAACCUCAAGACUACCAGUCGUUCACCGGCGCCCGGCGUUCAGCAACAACAACAAGCCGAAGCACUGUCAAAGCAACGCGCGCAGCAAGCUCAGGCGGCGCAAGUACAGCAGCAAGCGGCCAAUGCUCAAGCCUAUGCCCCUAUGCCACCCAACAUGCACAUGAAUUCUGGUUAUGCAAGCAGCCCACACGCUGCUCAGCAGCAGCAGCAGCAGGCCAUGUACCAGAACAUGUACAGCCCGAGCCAUCAAGGCGCGCCGCCACCAUAUCCUUCCAAUGCACAGCCACCCGCAGCAUAUGGUCAGCAAAUGCCCAUGAUCCAGCAACCUCCGACAGCUGCGAUGCACCCAUAUGCCCAACAGCCGCAGCAAAAUUUAUAUGCACAAGCUACCACACGAGGAGCUCGACAAAGAGCGACUACCAUGGACGGCAACGGUGGCAUUCCCGCAUCUUUGCAGCGAGUCGUCAGCCAUUUAGAUCCGAAUGCUCCGAUCCGACUUCAGCCUAGUCCAGCCUACUAUCCUCCUCCACAGGACGGCCAGGGAUCUUCAGACGCUGGAAAUAUUGGGCAAAGGCGGCGUACCAGUCGCGCGAGCGGGCAAAGGCAGGGCGGAAACGGUGGCGGUCAGGACCGUAACUUUGUACGGAUGCUGGAAGAUCGGACUCUCGAGGAAGGCUGGAAUGGAGGCAACGGAGGAAAUGGCUGGCCGGGAGCUUGA
This is a messenger RNA of Ramularia collo-cygni, 2907 nucleotides long. Its product is annotated as related to serine/threonine-protein kinase minibrain. NCBI's taxonomy places the organism in Eukaryota, Fungi, Ascomycota, Dothideomycetes, Mycosphaerellales, Mycosphaerellaceae. Gene Ontology annotation, biological process: peptidyl-threonine phosphorylation; peptidyl-serine phosphorylation. Gene Ontology annotation, molecular function: ATP binding; protein serine/threonine kinase activity; protein tyrosine kinase activity. Gene Ontology annotation, cellular component: nucleus; cytoplasm. The record is from RefSeq and is a predicted model, not a curated record. The transcript has 3 exons. Bases 1 to 2907 code for a protein of 968 amino acids.